GGAAGGCUGGCCGCUGCUGCUAGGCUCAUUUUGGACUAGACAGAGCAGUGAAUGUUACAGGUUGAAAUGUUUUGAUGGACAACUUAGCUUAAUGGCAAAUUAUUCUACUGAGGACAAAGUGAGAGUUAAAAUUGAACCCUCAGUAGAUACAUUAAAUUCUGAAGAGCCAUUUCAAAGGGUUACUCCCCUUUUAAAUGACCAGAGAGGGUCAAGAAUUUCUGGGCAACAGGGAAGGAGACAAGCAGCCCAAGCCAUGAAUCGAGAACCGACCCUUCCUGCAAGGGAGUCUACCAGCCAGGCCCCAGAUCAGGCAGAAGUUAAUGAGCUUCUCUGCUUGUCUUUUCCAAAAAAACUUUGGAAAAUAGUAGAUAGUGAUCAUUUUAAGUCCAUCUAUUGGAAUGAGAAUGGAGACAGUGUGGUCAUUAAAGAAGAGUUUUUUCAACGAGAGAUUUUGGAUAGGAAAGGAUUAAUAAGGAUUUUUGAAACAGCUAGCCUAAAAAGUUUUGUUCGACAGCUUAAUCUGUAUGGAUUUUCUAAAAUUCGAGUAAAUUUGCCUUCGACACACUUGGACCAGGGGAAUGAAAACAUCAUGGUCUACCGCAGCACUAACUUUAAAAGAGACUGCCCUCAUCUGCUUCAGAGAAUGAAAAGAAGAGUGGGUAUCCGAAGACGUGCUUCAUCAAGUUCUGCCUCCCCUCUUCUCAAAAGAAAGCGAGCCCGGGUCUCAAAAAGAAAGCUUUCCUUCAGAGAGUCAAGAAAGACCCAUCAUAGCAGACGAGUAAAAUCUAAGAAGGGAAAGAAGAAGGCCAAGAAAUCUCGCCACCCCCGGAAGAAGAAGCGCCAAGGGUAUCCCACUCCCCCAGAAUGGCCAGUAGAGGGUCCCUCUAGUCACCCCAGACAAAAUGUACCUCAGGUUCACCCCGGAGAGAGCUCAAACAACAAUGGUUUCAAUCCUUUUGUAUCUCAGGAAGCAGCUAUGCCCACAGACCCUUCUUUUAUGGGAAUGCUGACACCAACGCUGUAUAAUGAUUUCAUGUCCCUGAAUAGUCAGAUUGCCACUUUAAUGUCUUUUUACAAUCCAUGGUUUGCUAUGUGCAUGGCUGCGGCUUCUACAUCUGGCGCGGUGCCCGAGCCCAACGGGGAUAAUGAUGAUGACGAGCAGGUAUCAUCUUCAGCUCAGCAUUGCCCCAUGUGCAACUGCUGCUACAACGAGUCUGUAGCUAAGCCUGGGACCCCCAACAGCCCUGAGAGCUCUUCUGACUAAAAUUACAGUUUGUAAUGAAUACAAUGACCCUAUUUUUGUCUUUAAUAAAAAUCUAUACGAAUUAAACUAUUUACAAAUCUAACUAGUAUUUUUUCCGCUUGCUUUUGCUCACAACAUCUUACACUUUCUGGGCCAGUCCAGCUGAAUCUGGGAGGGUUCCUCACAGAGGCAAAGGUAUCUAUUUACUCCUUCUAAAAUAAACUACUGAAUCAAAAGGGAUCCUAGAUAAAUAACAUAUAUCAUAUAACAUAUAAAAGUUAAAAUUCAAUAUGUAAAGGGGAUUUUGCUCAUUCCUUCAGCACAUAUCUAUUGAAUCUACUCAGUGGGGGGUUGGUUCCAUGCCUUGUACAGCAGGGGGUCCUGGGAGAUGGCACAUAGAAACUCAACUGACCUUAAAGCAACAUGGCAGCUAGCAUUCAGGGAGCACUUUUCAGAUAGGAUCCUCAUUCUAACAAUGGGAGAGGGUGCUAAUAUCCCUUUAUCAGUGAGCAAAGUGAAGUUACCCUGAGUCACACAGGUAUGUGUUUAAGAUGGUAUUUAAACUCAGAUCUUCCUGCCUCCAAGAUCAGCAUUUCAUUCACUGUGAGAGGCCACCUAGUUGUUCACACAUUACCCAUUUAAUGAGAAGGUAUUAAGCACUAGGAGGUGGGAUGAUAUUAAGGAGAGUGACACGGGGGAGGGAAAUCUAGUGGGGUUUAGGAGGAAAUAUAUAGGCUAGGAAAUAUAUGGCUAGUAGGGUUUAGGGGGAAAUACAUAGUUGAAGUCAUAUGAAGAGAUGAAAAAGCUCAGGUUUAUAAAGGGGGCUGAGGACAGAAGGCUCUGGGUUAUCUACAUUUAGGAUGCAAGAGAAUAAAAAAUACACAAGAGUUUGGAGCAGAAUCAGGAAACCAGAAAGAAAAAGACUUUUUAAAAGGUCAUUAAGUGUCCUUCUCUCCUCUUGAAGAGAUGAAAGCAGAUUUUUGCAUAUGCUAACAGGAAUGUCCUAACUUGAUUGAUUUUUUUAAUAGUUUUUUUUUUUUCCCCAAGUGAAGUCUCCCUGGGGGGUAACAUUAUGACAGGAAGGGUGUACCUAACUGCCAGUAAUUGUGAUGUAACAAUGACAGACAACAUGAAAACUUAAAAGCCACUUAACCAAGGAUUGUGAUCAUUUUGUUCAUUGGUGACCUUAGGGGAAAUAAAAUGAAUUAUAAGGGGGUUAAAGACUAUGUGGACAGUGAGAGUAUUCUAUGACAGAUCACUGUAUUCUAAUGUUAGACAAGAGGGGGGAAAUCAGAGGAUGGCCAAUUAUACCAACUGAAGAAUGGUUGAGAUGGGGAGAGAGGGGAACUGAUUUUAAUAAAAAGUUAUUUUGAAACAUGUAGAUGGUACACAAAUGGAUUAGUUGAAGGCCUUUCUCCUUUCCCUGUCAGAAUGUUGGCUAUUUCAGUUACUUUAUGACAAGGAAAGAUUCCAUGGUGGGAGAGGGAGAGGGGGAGGGAAGCCAUGUCAAGAAACUGCUAUGAUAUCAAAAGAAAGAGGGACCAACAACUGUUUUUACCAAAAUUAGUUUCAAUCUCAGCAUUGUUUAGAUCUCAAAUAAGGCUUUCCCAGGCAAUAUCUAAUUUGAUGGAGAGCCUGAUUUAAGCAAUAGCCUUAUUUAAAACGCAUAAUGACAUUUUUACUAGG
This is a messenger RNA of Antechinus flavipes (yellow-footed antechinus), 2929 nucleotides long. It is a transcript of the gene HSFX3, whose product is annotated as heat shock transcription factor family, X-linked member 3. The record is from RefSeq and is a predicted model, not a curated record. NCBI's taxonomy places the organism in Eukaryota, Metazoa, Chordata, Mammalia, Dasyuromorphia, Dasyuridae. The transcript is spliced from 2 exons. Bases 92 to 1264 code for a protein of 390 amino acids. Gene Ontology annotation, molecular function: DNA-binding transcription factor activity; sequence-specific DNA binding. Gene Ontology annotation, biological process: regulation of DNA-templated transcription.